AUGUCUGCCACUGUAGCUACUGUGGCGUAUAUCCCACCACAUGCAACCGCUUCACCUUCAACUUUCACUGAUCGACCAACCAAUGUCAAUUAUGGUACUUCAACUGCUCAACCUGUACCUUAUCUUGAUGCUCAUGUCCUCAGUCCACCAUCUUGGAGAUACGCAUACAUCUUCUGGAUUGUCAUCAGUGUGGUGUUCGUUCUAUGGACAGUCUCACAUCAACUCACUAAAUACGCAACUCUACACACUAAACCUCAACCGACUCAAGCUCGAACUUCCAUCUUGACCCGAUUCUUUCGAUCCAUCUUAAUCAGACGUUUAAUACCCACUUCAGCUACUUCUGAUCAGCGUAGUAGAUGGUACGCUUCAACCUUGCUCACCUUUGGUCAACUUCUUACUCUCUUAGCCUUCUCCGGUAUCAUUCUAGCCGUCAGUUUGGUCGGUUUCGAUUACAUCAGUCCUACUACUUGUACUUGGGGUGGACCUUGUGCAGUCCAAGUCUUUCAUCAGGGGCCACCAAAGUCUACCUACACACCUCUCCGUUUAAGACGCAGGCAUCAGAAUCCUUCAUCGCCACCCUUACCUCAGCCCGCCGAAAAGUUCCUCAAAAUCCCACAACCUGAAAAAUACUCUUAUCAUGACCAUCAAGACUCAUAUUUUGGGGACGAGAAGGAUCAUGGGAUCGAGAAGCCUUUUCAACCCCAGGAUCAACUCGCUUUUCGUCGGCUUCUCCCUCGAGCAUCAGCUCUGAGCUUAAACCCGGGUGGAUGGGCUCCGUUUAACGACCCAUUACUAGCCGCUCCAAAUUAUGAUAUAGCACGUAACAUGUGGACAAUCUCCUCUAGAUUUGGUUUAAUUGCAUACGCUUUAUUGCCCUUUGUGGUCACACUUGGAUUGAAAGCAUGGCCAUUCAAUAUCUUCGCUACUCCUUGGCUUACGAAUUAUGGAUUUGAUAAAUCAGCAGUCAUUCAUCGUUGGAUUGGUCGUUUAAUUUGGAUUUGGAGUACAAUUCAUACCAUCACUUUUAGCAUACAACUUACUCGUGAUUAUAAUCCUUAUGGUAGGAUGAUAUUGACAGAUGUUUGGCAAUACUAUCGUUUCAAUUGGGGUGUAGUGGCCUAUAUAGCUCUGACUUUUAUAGUCGGACUCUCUUUUAACCCAUUUCGUGAUCGAUACUACGAGCUAUUCUACUGUUCACAUGUCAUCCUCUCUAUCCUUUGCCUAGUGGGCUGUAUCGUUCACUAUGAACCUCUAUGGGCUUGGUCAGUUAUAGCCCUCGGUCUCUGGGGUUCUGAACGUGCAGUUCGUCUUCUCAUCUGGUUUUGGGUCAAUGGUCUUUUCUCUGCCAAACUUGGCCCUCGUCACUUUUGGGCUGCUCAGCCAGCUCACCCUACUCAACUCACUCUUCAGAAUCCUACAAAUCAAAGCUCUCCCCGUAUCUCAUUGUUUGCAUAUGGGUUUGGUGAUCUUGAACCCACCCCUGCUCCGUAUUCCAACAAUUACCAUCCAGAAUCACCACGUCAAAUGUCUUUCAACUCAUCAAAUCCACCUCAAUUCCAAUCUGGACUUCAACCUAAGACGCCUACUAGCUACAUUCAGAUUCCUCCAGGAUUUGCACUUGCUCAAGUUUUACCGGGAGAGACUGUACGGCUUACACUGAACCCAAUCCAAUCAAAGAUGAGUUGGAAUGUAGGACAAUAUGUACUUGUCUGUUUACCCACUUUAGGAUGGUGGCAAACACAUCCAUAUACGAUUUCUAAUUCUUAUACAUUAUCUAAAGCCGAAGAGAAACCAGAAAUGGUUUUGAUUGUUAGGGCAAGAGGAGGAUUGACUAGAAGGUUAUAUGAUCAAUUGAUUAGUGCUCCGACUGGUAAAUCAUCAGAAACCAAUGGAGUUUUAAUGAGAUGUCAAAUCAGUCAACCUUUUGGAUCUUCUUCUAGAAUUGGUUGGAUUGGAUUUGAAAAUGUGAUUGUGAUUUGUGGUGGAAGUGGAAUUAGUUUUGGGAUUGGUCUUUUAGAAGAGCUUUGUGCUAGUUUAUCUGGGGUUGGACCGGUUUCUAAAAUCAGAAGGAUACGAUUUGUUUGGAUCCUUAGAGAUCAUGCACAUUUGAGUUGGGUCGCACCUGCUCUUCGGCGAUGUCUUUUGAUGGUAACACCUGAUCAAGUGAGGGUUGACUUAUAUGUUUCCUCAAGUAAUUCAAAAUCGAUCCAAAACUCAAACCCCACAGAAGAUCAAUCGAACAAAAAGCAACAGGUACAUGAAAAAGGAAUGUUUGAUGUAGGAGAAGAUGAUGAUCGAUUUUUGCUUGUUCCACCUAAUGUACCAUUCGGACAACAUUCAGAUAUCAGUCCAAGAUCAUCAGGUGAAUUAUCUAUAACUGAUAGAGCUUCAUCACCCACGCCAUCUUCUAGAGAAGAUUUAACUGAAUUUGAAGGAGAAAGACAAGUUAGAAGUGCAUUUGAUGAAAUGAUAUCUGAGAAUGUUAAAUCGAUUGGUAAACAAAGAAGAAGAAAUACGAUAUCUAAAAGACAUCAAAAUUUAAAUCCAAAUGAAAAUGACAGAAGUGAAUCUAGAGUAGGAUUAAUUAAAAAAGAAGAUCCACAUCAACAUCAACAUAAAAGGAUUAUUGGAAUUGAGAAUGGUGGAUUUGAUAUUAAUGAAAUUGAAAGAUUAGAUAUUGAAGAUUUAUCUGAAAUCGUUAGAGUUGGAAAAGUUGAUUUACGUGAGAUUUUAGGAAUGGAGAUUUCUAGAUCAGUUGGAAAAAGUAUUGUUGCUUGUUGUGGACCUAGUAGGUUGAGUGGGAUUGUUAGAGGUUUAGUAGCAGAUCGAGUUAAAGAUGGUAACCAAGUUGAGGUUUAUACUGAAGAUUUCUCAUAUUGAAUAAUUAAAAAAAUUGGAGAGAAGAGAAGGAUAUUUUAAGGAUCAUGGAUCUUGGUUUGGAUUUUUUCUCUCUCUUUUGUAAUCACAUCUUUGAUAUCAUACAAUACUCAUCAGCAUAUCUUUUUCAUUCUUAUCAUCAUCAUUAUUAUUAUUUUAUCUUGAUUGAUCUUAAAUUGUUUGUAGCCUUAGAAUAUAUGUAUGUAAAUUUUUUUGAUUAGAAGAGAUAAGAAGAAGAAAUAAAGUUGAUUUCAAGAAAAUCUUUCUUUUUCAAAAAAUGUUUUCUUUUUUUUUCUUCUUGAAAUUCUUAUCUUUUGACACAUUUUUAUUGUAUCUGUAGAUUCUAUUUAAUUAAUAAAGAGAAGAACAAUUUUGAAUUUUG
Messenger RNA from Melampsora larici-populina 98AG31, 3259 nucleotides. RefSeq lists its product as uncharacterized. Gene Ontology annotation, biological process: copper ion import; iron ion transport; intracellular iron ion homeostasis. Bases 1 to 2880 code for a protein of 959 amino acids. Gene Ontology annotation, molecular function: ferric-chelate reductase activity. The record is from RefSeq and is a predicted model, not a curated record. NCBI's taxonomy places the organism in Eukaryota, Fungi, Basidiomycota, Pucciniomycetes, Pucciniales, Melampsoraceae. The transcript is spliced from 6 exons. Gene Ontology annotation, cellular component: plasma membrane.